Molecule: messenger RNA, 5178 nt
Organism: Carassius gibelio (silver crucian carp)
Lineage: Eukaryota; Metazoa; Chordata; Actinopteri; Cypriniformes; Cyprinidae
Exons: 3
Coding region: 2069-4378 (769 amino acids)
Source: RefSeq, a predicted model, not a curated record
UGAUAGCGUUCCGGCACCACGCCGGAUUUCCGGCGUAGGCUACUGUGGCUGCAAAAAAAAAAAUAAAAAAAUAAUAAAUCAGGUUGUGGUUAUAUUGGUCUACGGCGGCGUUUUAGUGCCAUGUUAAAAAAAUAAUAAAAAUAAUAAUAAUAAAGAUUGUCUAAUGUUUAUUUGAUGUAUGUUUUUAAAAGCACGGAAGAGAAUAUGUGCUGUUCUGUUAGACAUCGUUUCAGGUAUUAAAAUAGUUCCGUUUUGUAUGUAUGGCAAAGUGAUUUCGUUUCUGUUUUUAUUAAUUAAGUUGUAAUGGGAAGAUUUUUAAUUCGUCAGAUAUAAAUAAGGUAUAGGCGCAUAUCCAUUGGUUUGUGCGGAGAGUGGAAGCUUGCACAAUGCAAUACAGAGGCGCCAGAUCCGUCACUUGCACUUUUUUUUAUCCAGUGGAAACGAAUUAUCCUCAAAACAAUACAUGCCUUACCGACAUCAAAUACAUAGAUGGAGAGAUUUAAAUUAUUGCUUAACGAAAUAAAACAAAUCAAACCAAAAACUCUUUCAUUAUAUCUGUAAAGAUGCAUUUCUCGCGUCAAAGUGGAGAUUUCUAUUAAGGAUCUUGUGUCAUUGAUUUAGAAUACACUAGUUUAUUCAUAAAUAAUUCAAAUAUCCCCUUACCCUCCGACACAUUCAUUGUUAUGUAUACAAGGAAUACAAGUUGAUGUAGACUAAUAUAAAUUUAAAAUACAUCGUUUUAAUAAAUACAAAUCAGCAAAACUGUUUCAAGUGAUUAUUCAAUUAAAAGUAUCAAUGAAUAAAACAUUAUGUUGACCAGGUGGGUUAUUCAUUGAAAUCAUGGAGAAUGACAUUUAGUUUUAUUUUCAUCAUGAAUGACAGCGCACCGUGUAUUUACAGACAAACGAAAUCUGCAUAAGUCUCUUUACUGCGGAACUGAACUUAAUAAAACAGAAACGAAAUCAAUGUGUCAUACAUACAAAACGGAACUGUUUUAAUAGCUGAAACGAUAUCUAAACGUUUUGCUAUGUUCUGUCUAUGCAAACAGAACAGCAGUAGGCUACAUAGGCUAAUAAAUCAAGCGCGUCAUCGUCACAACCAUAGCCUUGUUUCCGCACGGAAUAAAGUAUUUUAUUCUCGGAACAUUUCGACUUUAUUCUCCGACUUUAUUUUUAUUAUUAAUAUUAUUAUUACUUUUUGCAGAGGUUAGAUAUUUCGACUUUAUUCUCUGAAUAUUCCGACUUUAAUCUCGGAGUUUCGACUUUAAUCUCGGAAACUUAGAUUUUUUUUUAUUAAAAUUUUUUUUUUUUUAACAUGACACUAUAUGCCGUCGUAUUGAUCUGUCAUUUAGAUCUGAGAUGCGCAGGUCAGAGAGCAGCUUUAACGCUCAACGACUCAUGAGCCAAUCAGAAGUAGUUAAGGGGCGGGCCUCGUGGCUUUGUCAAAUAGAUUGAUACAGGUUAAGGCAAUGCUCCAUGCGCGAAGGUGUUUACAAUUGUGUCUCAUAUUUCUCAACUCAAAACGUAAGUCAUGGCUAUGUUUAUGAAGCCAGGGGAAGACAUUAAAGACAUUGAUAAAAGCAUAAAGAAUAAAUGGCGCUGGGCUUGGAUUGAGGAUGUGGGUAGCGACGGAAAGCCCUUUGGAAGCUGGUGUCAAAAACUCCGGCAACCAGGAGCAUGCUAUUGCACUGUGUGUGCCAGAAAACUAAUGUAUGGAACUAGCGGGAAAAAAGUACUGUCACGGCACGAAUUAGACCCUGUUCACAAAGCAACAGUCAGAGCACUGCAACACACCUCACGUUUGCCAGGGGCAACAGCCACGGCAGCUAUUCCACCCUCAAUGACCGAUCGUGUGACCGAUUUAAAAAUUCGCUUGUGCUCCUUCAUUGCUGAACUUGACCUGUCAUUUAAUAUCGCCCACCCACUCGUCACUUUAUGUAAAAAAAUUAGCGGAGGAUAGACCCGCCCUGGCGCAUCUGUCUGUCUCCAGGCAGCACGCAAGCUAUCUUCUUACACAUGGCAUCUCGCCAGAGUUUAAAAAACGUCUGUCUGAGAAGCUUAAGAAUGCAAUGUUUUCAGUCAACAUUGACGAGGCCACGGACAAAAGUAUGGAUAGAAUUCUUAAUGUACUGGUCCGAUUUUAUGACGAGGAUGCAGGCAGUGUGAAAACACAGCAUCUUGCCAGCAAAAAAGUAAAUAUUGCAAAUGCCUCAGCUUUGAUGCUGGAACUAAAUGACGUCCUGCACUCAUAUGGGCUAGAGUGGAGGCAGGUCACCAGUAUGCUACUAGACAAUUGCGCAGUGAUGAGGGGGAAGAAGUCGGGGCUUGAGACCCUAGCUAGAAAGGAGAACCCCAAUCUGUUGGACAUUUCGGGAGACACUGUCCAUAUGGUGUCAAAUGCGGCUAAGGCUCUCAUGAGCCCAUUUCAAUCAGAGGUGGAAGAUUUUUGCUCUGAUGUUUAUUAUGACAUAGAGAAGUCCCCCAAGCAGAAGGAGAUUUUUGCACAAUUUCAGAGUUUACUCCAUCUCACCCCCAAGAGCUUGAUAAGGCCCAUUAGUAACCGAUUCAUUCAGAUGCUUGAAGUCUGCAGUAGAAUGAAUGAACUCCUGGAUGUACUCGUGGUGCACUACUAUCAUGUCAUGGACGCAAAUGAGGAACACAAAUACAGAAGGCUUCUUAAUCAGGUGUUUGAGCGGCAUGACCUCACAGCUGAGGAAAAGGCCAGGAUAGUAGUUCUUCAGAAAGAACAGGCAGCAGCGUCCCGGACGGGAACACAAGUUAACCAAGACCGAAAAGAUCGAAUCUCUGUGGUCAUUUCAGAGUUCGAAAGAGUAAAAGUCAUGAUUGACUUAUACAGAGGGGUCCUUCUGACAUUUCAGAGAUUUGUCAAAGAGCUUCAACAUGAAAAGCCAAUGGUGCAUUUGUUGCAUGUGGAAAUGGUGGCCCUUGUUAGAGAGCUCCUGAGCAAAUUUAUGAGACCAAAGGCUAUUCCACUGAGUCACAAGGAGAUUCUCAAGGUUGAUGUACGGAGCAGGGAUUUGCAACUGUCAAACCAGAGGCUCUCUGUUGGACAAUUCUGCUACAAUGCAAUGAACAAAGCUCGUGUGGAGAAGAAGGUAUGGGUUGGACAUAUCUAUGACUCUCUCAGAGAAGGGUAUAUGAGGUCAGCAGAGUUUCUGAUAAAAAACCUUCCCCUGGAUAACAUCAUAUUAACAUCACUCUCUGCUCUGAUGCCGUCUCUAAUUCAAUCCGAUGCAGUUGUUGGAGCAUUCACUACAUUAGGAGAGGCCUUGCCAAAUGUUGUCCCUCCAGAAGAGAUCGGUCAACUGGUUGAAGAAUGCCGGGCCUACCAGAUGGAUGCGGACAUGCUUCUUCGUGUACCAAACUACAUCGAAGGGGACUGUCAAGUUGAUGUAGACUGGUGGAGCCAUGUUGCUUCUUUGAAAAAUGCAGAGAGAGGUGUGAAGUAUCCCACCCUGUGCAAACUUGUUAAAGCGCUUCUGUCCAUUUUUACAGGCCCCUUGGUGGAAGGAUCAUUCAAUUUAAUGGAUGAUAUCCUAGAGUCUGACAGGUGCUCCAUGAAUGUGGAAACAUACGAGAGCCUCGCAGUGAUCAAGUCCACACUUAAGGCCAGGAACUGGACAGCCUCAACUAUGAACAUUGACCAGCCUUUAAGGCGAUCCUGCCUUUCCUCAUUCCAAAACUACCAAUUACAUUUAAAGAAAAAGAAACAGACUGCACAGGCACUAAAGAAGAAAAGGCUUAGUGAGGCAGCAAGGAUUCUGUCCUCAAAGGAGGCAAACAAAUUGUCUCAACAGGCCCGAAAAACCAAAAGACCAGCGAUAUCCUCCUCUGCACAAACAUCCAAUGGUGGCACAAGCCUCUACCACCUCUGCUCAACAGGCCCUCCUGAAAAAGAGAAGACUACCCCAACCCUCCUCUGCGCAAGCCUCCACUUCCUCUGCACAAGCCUCCAUUUCCUCUGCUCAACAGGCCAUCCUGAAAAAAAGACCACCCAAACCCUCCUCUGCACAAGCCUCCAUUUCCUCUGCUCAACAGUCCCUCCUGAAAAUGAGAAGACCACCCCAACCCUCCUCUGCACAAGCCUCCACUUCCUCUGCACAAGCCUCCACCACCUCUGCUCAACAGGCCAUCCUGAAAAAAAGACCACCCAAACCCUCCUCUGCAAAAGCCUCCAUUUCCUCUGCUCAACAGUCCCUCCUGAAAAUGAGAAGACCACCACAACCCUCCUCUACACAAGCCUCCACCACCUCUGCUCAACAGGCCCUGGAAAAAAGAAUACCACCCCAAUCCUCCUCUGUACAAGCCUCCACUUCCUCUGCACAAGCCUCCACCACCUCUGCUCAAAAGGCCCUUGAAAAAAGAAGACCACCCCAACCCUCCGCUGCACAAGUCUCCACAUCAUCUGCACCAUCACAGUUUUUUCCUCUCUUUUAUCAAUCCAAAGCAUCAUCAACCAUGUUAAAAAGGAAAGGUUCCGAGGACCAAAAACAAUGUUCAUCAAAAAGGAAGAAAUGAAGGGAGGGAGACAUGUUUUCCACAUUGUCUUUUACAGUUAUUUAUUUUGGUUUUUCAGUUGUUUUUCAGUGGUCACCAUUUGCAUGUUUUGAAAAAAAAAAAAUACGUUCAGAAAGGAAGAAAUGAAGGGAAGGAGAAAUGUUUUUGUUAAUCCCAUACCGUCUUUUACAGUAUAUUCAUUUUUUAUAGUUUUUCAGUUGAAUGGUGCAUAUUUUGCAAUUAAAUUUGUUAAAGAAAAAUGAAUGUGUGUCCUUUUAAUGUCUUUUAGGUAAUCAAUUCCUGUGUACUUUGGAGUACUAUUAUUGCCACUUACUGACCUGUCUUGGUAUGACUGUAGCAUCUGCAGCAUUUACUUCCAGUGAUUGUACUAAGAUGGGCUAAUAAGGUCAAUGUAGGCACUGAACAUAUUGAGAAGAAAAUGCUGUGUUUUCUUGAAUAAUACUGAGGGCAUAAUGCAAAUAUGAAAAUAUCUAAAAAAGAGCCACUUGUCAAUAAUGAUGAUCAGGGUUAUACAUACUUAGGCUGUUUAUAUAUUUGGGCCCAGGGGCCAACAAGUUGUGUUAAAAGUGCAUCGCAUACAUAGUACCCUCUCGGGGGGCAAGGAAAAAAAGUUCAGGCUCAGGAAUUUUUCUCACUAUCA